GCGUGAGACUUCUGAGACUGCGACCGGAGGCCCGCCGCCCGUCCCGACCGCGGACGCUAGAAGGUGGGGUGCUCAUCAUCUGCGUGAGACUUCUGAGACUGCGGCCAGAGCCCCGCCGCCCGUCCCGACCUCUGAAGCGGGAAGGCGGGCUGAUGCCCGUCAUCUGCGUGCGACUUCCGAGACUGCGGCUGGAGGCCUGCCGCCCGUCCCGACCCCGGACGCUAGAAGAUGGGAUGCUCUUCAUCUGUGUACAACUACUGGGGCGACGGUUGGAGCCCCGUCUCGUGUUUCCCCACCUACCUCUGAGACGGGAGUUUGUGGGUCAGUAAAAACCUCUUAUUCAACAGCACUGCCAACUGAACUGAUCGACAUGACGCCGUUCUCUGCAAGCGAGUACGACCUUAUGUCACCCACCUGCUCUACUUCGAGGGCUUCAGUCCAGGAUGCAGGGGACCAUGGCACAUGGACUUUUCCUGAGCACUUGAUGUGCAAUCAAACAGAGAUCACGGCUCCCGAGAACCACCAUUUGGAGGAGAACGAAUACGGAGAACAGGGAGCUGAGUCUGAUGUCAGCGACGGUGUUGAGGUGGCUCCGCCCCAGCACAGUUCUCAGUCGCGUACAUCUCAGUCGGCGAGGAACGGCGCAUCGUGCGGCGAAGUGCGGAAAAAAAAUGUUUGCAUAUAUUGCAAGCAAAAGAGAAAUCUGAUAUGGCGCCAUAUCAAGACGGUCCACCGUGACGAGAAGGAAGUCAAGGAUAUCCAGGAGUGUGAUUCUGAGCAGGAACGAAAAAUGAAAAUCACCGUGAUGAUCAACAAAGGCAACAUGGAGCACAACAAACUCGUCCUACAAAGGGGUGAAGGUGACAUGAUCUUGGGAAGGAAGUCGGACCAGGCGUCCGUGGACGACUACGUGCCAUGUCCUUACUGCUAUCUUUUUGUGGUUAAAACCAACAUGAUGCAGCACAUAAAACAUCACUGUGUGGCUCGCAAAACAGAAUGCCCAGACAUUCCCACGGUGCUGGCAGAGAGCCGGACGCUCCUGAGUGACGGCCAAGAAGAAAAUACUGGGUAUCACAAGGACAUAUUGUCUCGUAUGCACGACGAUGCAGUUACGAAGACCAUAAAGAACGAUGAACUCCUGAAGAAGUGGGGUGCCAACUUGCACGCGAAACUUGGAAGGUCGGGUUUUGCGCAGAUAAGCCAGCGCCUAAGGAUGAUGGGCGAAGUUGUCCAAGCAGCCGGAAAGAGCAUGCAAGAGCUGAUCAAUGGCGAAGGAUUUGAUACGGUUGUAAGUGCCACCAAAUCCGUCUGUGGGUUUGAGCAGGACAAGCUAAACGCCCACACGGGGCUGCCCACAUACAAAACUCCUUCAAAGGCCAUGCGGAUUGGAGGCGAACUACGACAGCUGGCUGCUCUCAAGAAGGGCAUUGCGCUGAUCAAGAAAGAAGAAAGCGAAGUGAAAGAUGCUGAGGCGUUCUUGUAUCACGUGGACCAAUUCUGGAAUGUGAAGAUCAGCAGCGUAGCGCUGAAGAACCGCGAGUCGAACAAGUAUGACAAGAAAGACAUGCUGCCCUUUACCAGCGAUUUGAAGCUUUUCACCGAAAAAAUGAAGGAACGAGUGAAAGAAAUGACAGAAAAGGGAAUACAUGGCAUGACAGACUAUGCAAGGCUGAGCAAAGCGGUUCUCGCCCGUUUGCUAGUAUUCAACAAACGCCGUCCUAAGGAGCUUAGCAGCAUCCUGCUGCAAUCAUGGAUCAACCGAGAGAUGUACAAACAAGAGACGGUAGAAGAAGUGAACAAGUCAAUGGGUGAAACAGAAAAGAAGUUGUUCAACGAGCUCGACGUCGUCAUGUCCCGCGGCAAGUGCGGGAACAAGGUCCCCACCCUGAUACCGAGCGACUGCGCGGCUCCGCUGCAGCUACUGGUAGACAACCGGGAGACGUACAUUGACAAGGAUAACAAGUAUCUGUUCGCAAACCCUCUGGCGAGGACUACAGGACACUACAACGCAGGCGUGGUGCUUAAAGAGCAGUUGUCGGACAUGGCACUAAACAGGGCAGAUCUCUUCCAUGCAACAAAACUACGGAAAUAUUGUGCUACAACGUCCCAGAUUCUAGAGAUGGGUGAAUUCGAUAUGGAGGUGCUCACCCGGCACAUGGGACAUGACAAAGACGUGCAUCGUGGUUACUACAGACUGUCAGACGCUACUCACGAACUGACGCGUGCCUCCAUCCUGAUGAUGAAGCUGGACGAAGGAUGCCUCUCAAAAUAUAGCGGACGGAGCCUGGAGGAGAUGCUCACUGAAGAGGACUUCGACGAGCCAGGCUCUGAAAAUGAGGGCGGUCCGGCUGAUGAUCGCCAAGAGGACGAUGAAGGAGGCCAUGAACAGCGGAAGAAGCCGCAAAAAAUGUGCCGGAUCCACUGUAUGAGGACUCGGAGUCAGGAGGCGUCGCCAUACGGCGGCACCGAUGCCGUCGGUCGUCUGACUCCCAGCACCACUCGCCAGCGUGGCGAGCGCCGCCUGCGAGUCUGA
Amphibalanus amphitrite is the source of this 2533-nucleotide messenger RNA. RefSeq lists its product as uncharacterized. The transcript is spliced from 4 exons. The record is from RefSeq and is a predicted model, not a curated record. NCBI's taxonomy places the organism in Eukaryota, Metazoa, Arthropoda, Thecostraca, Balanomorpha, Balanidae. The coding region runs from base 371 to 2533 and encodes 720 amino acids.